GUCUUCUACUCAGAGCCGGUGUGAUGUCGUAGCAAAGAAGCUGGCCUGGCAGCGGGUUCAGGCUCAUCCUCAUUCCUUUGCUUCUCUUCCAGGCCAAAAUGCCACGUCGCUGGAGUUACAAAAUGGAAGCCGUCAUCCUCAGUCUGAUCGGGUUCACCUGCGUCCUCUUCCUUCUCCAGUCCAGCAAGAGGAGCUCCGUCUCCAGAGUGAGAGAAGCCCCCGGGCCGCCCACAACCCUGUCUCCCACAGCCCCUGACCCCCUGCCCGAGUGCUGGGCGAAGGCCUCCGUGGCCAACAUCUCGGGCUUUGCGCAGUUGCCUGACCACAUCAGGGAUUUCUUGCGCUACCGGCACUGUAAGGUGUUCCCGCUGCUUCUCAACGUUGCGGACAAGUGUGGCGGCCCCGAAGCCUCCUACGAAGUCUUUCUGCUCCUUGCCAUCAAGUCCUCCCCGGGCAACUACGAACGCCGCGAAAUCAUCCGCAAAACGUGGGGGCAGGAACGGACGUUCGCAGGCAUCCACAUCCGGCGCAUCUUCCUGACCGGCGUGGCGGCCAGUGCUCGGGAGGCGCGCAAGCUCGACCAGCUUCUCCGGCUCGAGAACGAGGAGCAUGGGGACAUCCUGCAGUGGCGCUUUGUGGACAGCUUCUUCAACCUCACCCUCAAGCAGGUCCUUUUCCUCUCCUGGAUGGAGACCCACUGCCCGGGGGUUCGCUUCAUCUUCAACGGGGACGACGACGUCUUUGCCAACACUGACAACAUUGCCCAGUACCUUCUCGGUAUUCCCGGCGCAGGUGACCAGCACCUUUUUGUGGGCCAUCUCAUCACCAACGUGGGCCCCAUCCGCGAGAAGUGGAGCAAGUAUUACGUGCCAGAGCAGGUCACCCCCUCCAAGUCCUACCCGCCUUACUGUGGCGGCGGCGGCCUGCUGAUGUCCAGCUACACUUCCCACGCCAUCUACCAGAAAUCCCUUGGCAUUGAGCUGUUUCCUAUUGAUGACGUCUACCUGGGCAUGUGCUUGCAGAAAGCGGGGCUGACCCCCUCCUCCCAUAUGGGCAUCCGGACAGUGGGCGUGAGGGUGCCCUCUUCCAAGCUGGAGUCCUUUGAUCCCUGUUACUACAAGGAGCUCCUCCUGGUCCAUCGAUUUGUGCCAUACGAGAUGCUGGUGAUGUGGCAAGCCAUCCACCAGCCAGACUUAGUUUGUGGGAAGAAGGUCAUGAUUUACCAGAGUUUGUGAGGAAUCCUGGGUCUGGAAGGGUCAAAAACAUGGUCAACUGUCACUCUUGCUGGAGGAGGCUGUCACAAGAAGCCCCCGCGUGCGUUUCAACCCAGUGGUUUGGCUUUGACAGACGGCCCCUCAUUCCCCUCAGCCCCUUGCCACAGGCUUCCUCCAC
This is a messenger RNA of Candoia aspera, 1392 nucleotides long. RefSeq names its product UDP-GlcNAc:betaGal beta-1,3-N-acetylglucosaminyltransferase 3 (gene B3GNT3). The transcript has a single exon. The record is from RefSeq and is a predicted model, not a curated record. Gene Ontology annotation, molecular function: hexosyltransferase activity; UDP-glycosyltransferase activity. Gene Ontology annotation, cellular component: Golgi membrane. Bases 99 to 1235 code for a protein of 378 amino acids. Lineage: Eukaryota; Metazoa; Chordata; Lepidosauria; Squamata; Candoiidae.